AUGGGAGAACAGAUCUUGAGACGACCGAAGAAGCUUAUUGUAUGCUGCGAUGGCACCUGGAUGGAUAGUGACAAUGGCCUGAACAACGAAGGCACUUGGUUCCACCCGAGCUGGGAGCUCCAAACUCCCAGCAACGUGACGCGCAUCGGACGCGCCAUCCUGGCCGAAGACUCGCAGCACCACCCGCAGGUAGUAUAUUAUCAAGCGGGAGUGGGUACGGGCUUCAGCUGGACUGAGCAGAUUGUCGGCGGCGGCACUGGUGAAGGGCUCGCGGAGAACAUCCGCGAAGCGUACAGUUUCCUCGCCAACAACUACUCGGAAGGCGACUCUAUCUUCCUUAUUGGUUUCUCGAGAGGCGCGUUCACGGCACGCAGCAUCUCGGGCCUUAUCGGCGGUGUGGGCUUAUUGGAGAAGCAUGCACUGCCUGUAUUUUAUGACGUCUUUAAGGAUUGGGAGCAUACUGGCGCGAAGGACUACCACAUAAGGGUCAAGAAAGACUAUCCGAGGUUCAGUAUUAAAGCUUCUGCAGACGACCCGCAGGAGUACUUGAAGCAGUACAAGGAUGAGCUUAAGAAGCAUGGCCUAACUCGCGAAGUGGAAAUUACCGCUGUAGGUGUUUGGGACACCGUAGGUGCCCUCGGUAUACCUACACCCGAGAUCCUGCAGAAGAUUGGUUUCCCGGCCUUUUUACAUGAAUACCGCUUUUUCGACACUGACAUUGACAACCACAUCCUGCACGCCUUCCAAGCACUCGCGCUCGACGAAAAGCGCUCAAGUUACAGCCCUGCAAUUUGGGAGCGGCCAACAGGCUGCAACACGAAGCUGAAGCAGGUGUGGUUCCCGGGCGUUCACUCGAACAUCGGGGGCUCCUAUGCGGACUCGGGGCUCGCGGACAUUACCCUAGCGUGGAUGAUGAGCCAGCUAGAGCCGUGGCUCGAGUUCGACGAGCAGUACCUGGUGGAGCAAUGGACGUUGAACAGCGAGUACCACCAGGAGGAGCGGCACAAGAGCCUGUACCAUCCGCACAGAAUACACCCGGAACACACGCCGCUGCUACACUCGCGGCAUAACACGCUGCAGGUGACGAGCGGGGACAUUGUUGCCGCGCCGAAAGGAGACAAGUACAGCAACGACAAUGACAUGUCGCUGUUCCCAGACGCGUCCUCUUCCGACGAAGAAGCAAACGUCCAUCUCGCGGAGUCUGUGGGCCCCACGGCUCCGUCGUCACACCCAGGCUGGGCGCUCACCAAGAUCUACAACAGCAACAAGUUCCCCACGAGCCUGGGGGGCACGACUCCCCGUACGCCGGGCCGCUACACCAAGACGGACUACUACUCGAACAAGAGGCUCACGGAGCCGAUGCGCGAGACGGGAGAGCACGUGCACGCGAGUGUGCGGGUGCGCAAGGAUGCCCUUGACAAGAAGUACGAUCCAGCGGGGAUGCGGGGGUGGGUGUGGGAAGAGGACGCGGUCACGCGCGGGCGCUGGGUGUAUCGGGGCGAGGAUGUGAAGUGGCAGGGGAAGAAGCUGCCGGAGGAUGAGCUGGGAAGGCUGGAGAUUAAGCUGUUGAAGUUGGAUCAGAGAAUGAGGGCUAGAGUGGCGAGCGAGGAGUUGAGGAUGAUGAAGAGGGCGACGUUGGCGAAGGUGGAGGGGGGAAAGAAGAGCCGUAAGAAAGAGGGGGGUAGGACUAAGACGUUUUAG
Molecule: messenger RNA, 1701 nt
Organism: Aplosporella prunicola CBS 121167
Lineage: Eukaryota; Fungi; Ascomycota; Dothideomycetes; Botryosphaeriales; Aplosporellaceae
Exons: 4
Coding region: 1-1701 (566 amino acids)
Source: RefSeq, a predicted model, not a curated record